AUGGAAAAUAAACAUGUGAAAUAUCUUAGGGACAACUCAGAUUACACCAAUAAAACAGUUUAUAUUUGGCAAAGAAAACAAAGGUCAUUUAAUAGACGUAGAUCACAAAUGAAUACUACAAACAAUGACACCAGUAAAAAUAAAAAUACUAAUAAGAAUAAAAAACAGAAUAGCAACAGGGCUCACUAUGCACGCAGAGGUAGCAACAGUGGAAAGACAGUAUCCUUCACAUAUAGUGAAAGAGACUAUUCUUCAGAUGACAAAUCCUCGGAGAAUGAGGAUACUUCUAAUAUACAAACAGGAAUCCCUAAGAACGGUACACAUCAACAUACUGAUGAGACACCACAGAUAGUAAGACCCAAGGAAAAUAUGGAGUCUAAAAGAUAUAUUCCUACUUAUACAGCGACAAAUAUAACUAAUGUCUCAGUAUUAGAUCAGGUUUUUUUCCAUUGGAUCCAGGUCUCCCAGAACCCAAUAUACAAAUGGCACAGGGGCAGAACAGAUACCAACUUUGGGGGGCCAGGACAAACUCCAAAUACAAAAAACCAACAGUGGCAAGACACUUACAGUUGGGUAACAGUGGAUGCAGUGUCCCUCUACUCAUCUAUACCUCAUGAGGAGGAAGUAAAUGUGCUGUGUACACAAAGCUUAUUUACUGUUUUGGGUGAACUAAGGCCAUGUGGAAAGAAAGAAACAGAAACAUGCUUGGUGGGAGUAACGGUUAUCCUAAAUGACGAUGAAACUAUAAUUGAGUUGAACCCUUCAGGGGAUGUAUACGUAAAUUUUAUAUACACUCAGCUGCCAAUAUCUGCAGCUAAUUUUACUAUCUUCAAACCAUCUCCUUUAUAUAUUGUUCUGAACACAAACUUUGGACUCCAGAUUAUAAGUCAGAUCAUACCCAUAAUGCAGUUGUAUGUGGUUCUGGAACCAUCUUAUUCGUCCCAGACAUGUGGACUCUGUGGAAACUACAACAACAGGCAAUCAGAUGAAUUCAAAAUCAUCAGUGGGAUUGUAGAGGGUACUGCAGUCUCUUUUAUUAAUACCUGGAAAACAGAAGCAAAUUGUCCAAGUGUUAACAUUGUCUUUGAUCAUCCAUGUUCAAUAAGUGUGGAAAGUGAGGUAUACGCUAAACAUUGGUGUGGUCUUCUUCUUGAUCCUGAUGAUGUAUUCGCUGCAUGUCACAUUCUUGUAAAUCCAAACAUUUACUAUCAGGUUGCUGCCAGUCAUAUUCUUCCUUCCUUUGUUGUUCUGUGCGGUGGUAAUUUCCCUUGUGUUGCAUAUAGUUGCUACUACCUGGUUCAUAUUGAUAAUCAUUACCUUUAUGACCUUGCCUUAAGUCUCUCUCAUUAUUAUGCAAUAUGUACUGCUCCAAUGGUCUUUGUUGAUUGCAGCAAAUCUGAACCAGGUGCCAAUGGAGCUGAAUGCUUUAAAAGUUGUCAAACUCUGGAUUUGCAGUGUUACAGCACAAGAUGCAAAUCUGGCUGUGUAUGCCCUCCUGGACUUGUUUCUGAUGAAAACGGUGGCUGCAUCGAUCCUAUCAAUUGUCCAUGCAUUCACAAUGAGGCCAUUUAUAAUACAGGCGACGAGAUCAAAAUUAGAUGUAACACUUGUGUUUGCAAGGAUAGAAUGUGGAAAUGUACCAACAAUACUUGUCUCUCAACCUGUACUGUUUAUGGAGAUGGACACUAUAUUACAUUUGAUGGGAAACGUUACAGCUUUAAUGGAGACUGUCAAUAUACUCUGGCAGAGGAUUACUGCAACCUGAAUUCCAGUGAAAGCAACUUUAGGAUUAUCACGGAGAACAUUGCAUGUGGUACAGCAGGAACCACCUGCUCCAAAUCUAUAAGGAUCUUUCUAGGGACCUUUGAGCUUAUCCUUGCUGACGAUCAUCUAAAUGUAAUAAAAAGAGGCUUCGGAGUGCCUGUUCCAUACAGGGUCCGUUUAAUGGGUAUUUAUUUGGUGAUAGAGACUAAGAGUGGAUUGCUGCUGUUGUGGGAUAAGAAAACCAGCAUAUUUAUCAAAGUAUCCAGUGAAUAUAAGGGGAAACUUUGCGGACUCUGUGGUAACUAUGAUGGAAAUAGAAAUAAUGAUUUUACUACCCGAGGCAAUGCGGUUGUAGCAAGCACUGAUGAAUUUGGAAACAGCUGGAAAAUGUCUACAAACUGCCCAGAUGCAAAAGACACCAAGGAUCCCUGUAUCAUUAACCCCUACAGACAAUCAUGGGCACAAAAACAAUGCAGUAUUAUCAAUAGCAAUGUAUUCUCUGCUUGCCACCCAUACGUGGAUCCAUUGAAAUAUUAUGAGGCCUGUGUUUCCGACUCUUGUGCUUGUAACACUGGAGGAGACUGUGAAUGUUUUUGCACCGCUGUUGCUGCUUAUGCUCUGGCCUGUGGAGAUUUGGGUAUUUGUAUUUCAUGGAGGACACCAGUCAUCUGUCCUUUAUUCUGUGAUUACUACAACCGGGAUGGAAAUUGUGAGUGGCACUAUAAAGCUUGUGGAUCCCACUGUAUGAAGACCUGUAGGAAUCCCAUGGGGAAAUGCUCUUAUGAGAUAAGAGGUUUAGAAGGGUGUUACCCAAAAUGCCCAGAGGAUAAGCCCUUUUUUGAUGAGGAUGAAAUGGAAUGUGUAUCAGUAUGUGGCUGCUAUGAUGGAGACAGGAAGCACUAUAAACUGGGUGCCAUAGUCCCUACAAAUGAAAACUGCACAGUCUGGUAA
This is a messenger RNA of Bombina bombina (fire-bellied toad), 2715 nucleotides long. RefSeq names its product mucin-5AC-like. The coding region runs from base 1 to 2715 and encodes 904 amino acids. The record is from RefSeq and is a predicted model, not a curated record. The transcript is spliced from 17 exons. Gene Ontology annotation, cellular component: extracellular matrix. NCBI's taxonomy places the organism in Eukaryota, Metazoa, Chordata, Amphibia, Anura, Bombinatoridae.